AUGUCUGCUUUCACGAUUGACGGCAUCAUGAAAAAGCUUGAUCAAUGGCGGGCACACGCUUCAUACAUAAAGCCAUCCUCCGCUUCCACGCCAGUGCCUGAGUCCGGUAUCGCGUGCCUAGGCACCGAUAAUCUCCACAAGAACCACACAUUAUUUGACCCAAGCUUAAAUGAGCUGGGCUUACUGUGGCGCGGUCAACUCAGUCAGGAUGCUGUCUUCACGUCAGGCCAUCUUGCCAACAGGCCGACUUUCGGAACUCUGUAUCGUGAAGGGCUACUUAUCAACCGGCAAGUUUUGCUUUUCGUUAUGGUUGUUCUGUUGAUGAUACCAGCAGUAACAUCCAUAUUCACUUGGUAUUCUCGCAGGCACUGUCUCCAAGUAGCGAACAUUGAGAUUCUAGAUUUCAUCAGCGAAGUCCGUUCCCGGAAAGUGUUUCUGUUGAAAAGGAUGAGCUCCGCUGCUUCAAUGCUGAACGGCCAAGUUGACAGCAUCAUGAAGCAGAUAGCGAUGGAGAAUGAGCGGAUUUGCGCUGAAAUACCCACUUUCAUUGAUGCUGAAGUCAGGGAACUGCGCGAUGCUCUUGAGACACAAUUCCAGAACGAAUCUGACCACUAUAUCCUGGAAGUGAAGACUUUCCAGAUCCUGGAGCUAUUGAAGUUGAGUGCAAGCAUUUCCGAUCUGAGCUUCAACGCUGGAGACAGCGGGGCUCAAAUAAAUGAACAAGUACAGACAUCCGACGAUCAACGCCGCGCGAGUGCCCAUUCUGAGCCGAUCAGUCCCAGGACUUCAAAACCAGCCUCCAUUAGUGGUCCAAAGCUAUCGCCCGUAGCAGGCUGGGAUGAUGUAGCUGCAAAGCACGACAAAGCAGAUACAGCGCAAUCGCGAGCAGAACAUAACCAAGAGGUUGAGAAGGGCCACGAAUCUGCUGCAUUGGGAACUCAGCUCGAAGACACUUUAGCGCAACCGAAGUCAUCAGAAGGAACCCAGUCUCCUCAGACACCGGGGUCUGCGAAGGGCAAUUUAUCCGGGAAGCACACCCCAGAAGCCCUCCGUCUGAAGCCGGAGACAUGUACCUCUGCAAGGUACGAGAAGAACCAAGGGCCUGGCCCGGCUUCGGCUCAGUCGCCUUCAAAGCCCAACACUGAGCCUACCUCUGCUGAACUGGGCAAGAGUAGGUGGGCUCCCUUAACUCCGACCCAGGCUCAGCCCAAAACCCCUACUCGCGCAGGAGUUGAAGGGGGCCGGUUUGCUACGCCAACUGUAAACCAGCCGCCUUCGAAGCCAAACACUGAGUCUGCCUCCGCCGGAAUGAGCAAGAGCAUGUGGGCUACCUCUACUCCAACCCAGGCUCAGACUAAAGCACCUACUCGUGCAGGAAUUGAAGGGAAUCAGUCAGCUAGCCCGGCUUCAGGCCAAGCUCCAAAGCUGGCUGCACCCGCUUCUGCCGAAAUGAGCAAAAGCAGGUGGGCCGAUGAGUCUCCAACCGCGCAGAGAUCAAAGAGCGUUUCCUUGCCCUCCGCAAAGAACCCGAAAGGAGACCUUGGCGAAACUUUUUGA
This is a messenger RNA of Aspergillus udagawae, 1557 nucleotides long. RefSeq lists its product as uncharacterized. The transcript has 2 exons. NCBI's taxonomy places the organism in Eukaryota, Fungi, Ascomycota, Eurotiomycetes, Eurotiales, Aspergillaceae. The record is from RefSeq and is a predicted model, not a curated record. The coding region runs from base 1 to 1557 and encodes 518 amino acids.